AAUUGUAGCCCCCCCCCCCCCAUUCCGAUGCCUAUGCAUCGAUUUAAAGCACCUUUAUUUUCUAUUAAAGUACCUUUAUUUUCUUUUAAAGUUACUAUGGUGAUCGAAUGAUCAAUGCAUCUAUAGAGUAACCACACCACAGGCAGUGUAAUCAUGGAUGACCAAAUAAUCAGGGAUUCCAAGUCUUUGUGCGAGAAAUUUCUCAAGAACAACUAUGAAGUACUUAUUUUGGCCGCACACAAAACGGGCACCUCAAAAACUUUCCUCGAAGGAACUGAUAAGGGAAGAAAAUUUGCAGAAAGUUUCAUCUCCCUUAUGAAUAAAUUCUCCAGCUUCUGUUAUGAAGGAACUUCCAAGUUAAGUAAGGAGGAACAUACCUAUGCCUCACAAACAUCAUUAAGGAAUGGGGUCACUGAAGUCAGUAGAACCCUUAAGAUUAAAGAAGAAAUUGAAGACCCCCCUGAAGAUCCAGAGCCCCCAGCAGUGUUUGGCAGACAUGGCCGUAAAAUCAAAGUCCCGAAAUGGAAAGAGGAUUACUACUACCCAACAGCUCCAACAAAAAGGGCACACAACUCUGACCAGGAGAAAAUCAUUCCAGCUAAAAAAUGUAUUAAAUCAAAGGACUUUGACUCCAGAAAAGAAAAUGAUGUAAAAGGGGCCACAGUGAAAGGUAGAAAACACAAGUCAAACAAUCACAAACACUCAGGAAAACCCACAGAUAAACCUAAGGGAGAUAAAUCAAUUCCAGAUGAACAGAAAAUUCAGACUCCAGAGGCCAGCAACCCAAUGUUGAUCACUGCCUACACCUGCUGUUUUUGUAGUGAAAUUUUCAGCUGUCAAGAGGACAUGGAUAAGCAUGAAAAGACUCACACUGUGAAAAUGUCUUGCCAGUUGUGUCCAGAGGUAUUUGUAAAGGCAGAGGAUAUCUUUUUUCAUUUGAAUAAAUUCCACAGCGAAAACUUCUGCUUCUGGUGCAACUUGUUCAGAGAUGAUUCAGCAGAAAUGAAGGAGCAUAAAGUCAGUUGUCCACCAGAGGGAGAAUCUAAAAGGAAGUGCCAUUUUUGCUCCACGGUCUGCAGCUUAGGGAACCAGUUUGAGGACCAUGUCAUCAAUUGUCACGGAUUGAAAGAUCAAUGGUGCUCCCAUUGUGGCAAAUGUUUUUCCUCCCUGCUUGCUCUGCAUGACCACCAGAAGGAGCACAAAUCAUCUAAAGAAAACCGGUGCGAAGAAUGCAGAAAAGACUUUGGAACAGCACAAGAUUUGAUUGAUCAUGUGAUAAAAGAACAUAUUAGUGCUGGGACUGAUACUAAAGUGUCAUCUGCUGCAGUUGAAGGAUCCUCAGUUGGAAAUAUCAACAGACAGCAAGAAAACAAUCAGGAUGAAAAUGAUGAAACUAAAUGUAGAAACAUGUCAACAGAUACUGAUGGCAAAAAAGAUCAAUCUAGUGUAGAGUCUGAUGAUGAGAAAUGUAGUGAUGAUGAUAAUGAUGAUUAUGAUGAUGGUGAUGAUGAUGAUGAUUAUAUCAAAGAGGAAGAAGAUAGUGAUUCAGAUUUUACAGAAACAACAAAUACAACCAGAAUCUCAAACAGAAAUAAGUCAACAAAAUCUGCUAAAAAUUCAAGAAAAAGGCUCCUUAGCUCAAAAUUUUUCAAGAACUCAAAGCAAAGCACAAAGAAGAGACACAGAGUGGUUAAAGAAAAAGUGAACUUGUCAAUCACAUGCAGACUAUGCAACUUAACAUUUGCAAAUAAGUACACAGAACUUAGACACCUAAUGGAAACCCAUAAAGACAACUUCUGUCUUUGGUGUGAUGUCACUUUUGAAAAUAAUACAGAACUAGAAGCACACAACAGAAUUUGCACAGACGAUUCCCAAUUAACAAGGAAAAAAUGUCACGUGUGUCCCAAAAAGUUAUUGAACAAGGAGAGAUUUGAGAGUCAUUUCACUGUAGUUCACGGACAGGAGCACCGCUGUGAGCAAUGCAGUAGCACUUUUGCUUCCAGUUACCUGUUGUUGCGUCACAAAAGAAAUCAUGGUCCAGAUGAGGAACAUCCGUGUCCCAAGUGUGCGAAGGUGUUCAAUAGGAAGAAGAACAUGGAGAAACACCUGCGAGAGGUGCAUAGAGUGAAGAGGCCAAAAAUUGUGAAAGAGGUUUUCCCAUGUGAAUGUCAUGUCUGUCAGUCUGGGUUCCACUCUAGAACUGAGCUCGCCGAGCACAUUAAAGUUUCACAUAUGGAUGAAAUCAAUGAGAAAAUUGUUGACAAUCCCAGAUUCACUAUCAACUUCCAUGAGAAUUACUUCUUGUGCAAGAAAUGUGGCAAGAACUUUCCCAAUGAAGACGAACAGGCCAUCCACUUAGCAAGCCAUCUUGGGGUUCUUAAUAAAGACACAUCAUUCGUUUGUGAUGUAUGUGGCGAUAUCUUUAUGAAGAAAAGCUUAUUCAAUGCACACAGGGCAAGGCAUUCGAGUACCAAACUAUUCCCUUGUACCAAAUGUGACAAGAAGUUCCAUGUCCGCUCGGCUCUUCAUUCCCACCUUCAGACCCACAGAACUCACAAAGACUUCGUGUGUGAUAUCUGUGGGAGCGCAUUUAAAAGCAAACCGAGUCUUAGAAUGCAUACGAAGAGGCAUAAUAUGGACCGGUGUCAUGUGUGCAAGUAUUGCGAUCAAACCUUCCGAUGCUAUGACGGUCUGAAAUAUCACUGGGUGGUGUACCAUCCUGAGGAAGUUAAGAAAAGAAAGCUGACUGUCUUUCCGUGUCCACAUUGCGAAAAGGUUCUGGCCACCAAAACUCAGCUUGAUAGGCACAUGGCCAAACAUGGCGUCAACAAAAUCCACAGGUGUGACAUCUGCUUUAACAGAUACUGUACGGUGGCGCAAUUAAAUGCUCACGUUAAAAACACCCACUCUCGCCAGGACAACAUAUUCUGCCAUGCUUGUGAUCUCUACUUUCACAUUCCAUCCAAAAUGCUCCGACACAUGAAGACACACAAACACAACGAAAACUGUUCCAAGAGGGGAAUAGAUCGUGGCCUCUUCUACGAGAUGCUGGCAAAAAUAGAAAAGGACAUGGUUGAUUCAGUUGAACUCACGCAGUACAGAGCUGCCAAGAGCAGCACUAAAUACCGUGCAUUGUAUAAGUCUAUUGGCAGGGAAGUGGCGGACUCGGAAGCAGACGCCAAGAAUGAACUAACGGGAUUGUUGCCCAGCGGUGAACCCACAGAAACAGUGACGCUGGACCUUUCCAAUGUUCAGUACAUAUCACACCUACCUAAAGAAGUUCUACAAGAAGUGGAGAUAUCUGAUCAUAACUUGAAGCCGAAUACGGAAGUGUUUGUUGUGUAUGAUCAGGGGACCGGAGGUGACGACGUCAGGAAUUUGGGCCUUGACGCCCAGGCCGUAGAGACGCUCCAGUCUAUUCUUAGUCUUAGUAACCAACAGUAAAAUCAAUUCGUGGGGGGAUGUGUUAGGUUAGCAAACUUUUUUUUCCAGUUUUUCAAAUGUCAAUCCAGCAUUUAAAAUUUCAUCUUCCAAAGUAAAGGUUUUUUUUAUUCGCACCGCGUAGGAACCCUUCACUUGGAAAGAUGUUAAAUUUGCUUUAUCACAAACUUUUUUCAAAUGAUAAAAUCAUUUAAAUCUUUGUAUAUUUUUAUAUUUCUGUUGUAAUUCUUUUUUCUCACCUGCAUUUAGUCUUAAUGAGCGAUUUGUUUUGCAUAUCGUUACUUCAAUGUAACAAUUCAGUUUUAAUUUAAAAACGGAACAGUAUUUCAAUGUUAUUCACGAAUACAUAUACUCAUGUGUAUGCCAACUAUUCUUCAUUAAUAAAAGUUAACAAGAAAACCGAACAA
Magallana angulata is the source of this 3848-nucleotide messenger RNA. RefSeq names its product zinc finger protein 26-like. Bases 154 to 3444 code for a protein of 1096 amino acids. Lineage: Eukaryota; Metazoa; Mollusca; Bivalvia; Ostreida; Ostreidae. The record is from RefSeq and is a predicted model, not a curated record. Gene Ontology annotation, molecular function: zinc ion binding; nucleic acid binding. The transcript has 5 exons.